Molecule: messenger RNA, 5678 nt
Organism: Petromyzon marinus (sea lamprey)
Lineage: Eukaryota; Metazoa; Chordata; Hyperoartia; Petromyzontiformes; Petromyzontidae
Product: hepatocyte nuclear factor 1-beta
Biological process (GO): pancreas development; insulin secretion; liver development
Cellular component (GO): nucleus
Molecular function (GO): DNA-binding transcription factor activity, RNA polymerase II-specific; RNA polymerase II cis-regulatory region sequence-specific DNA binding
Source: RefSeq, a predicted model, not a curated record
GAGUUGUCGCGCCGAGCCACGAGAGCACCUCGCCCCAUCUCAUCUCGCAGAGUCUCUCCCUCUCUCACUCUCUCUCACUCUGUGCCGGCCUCUCUGCGUGUCAAUUGCCAAUGCGGGCGGGGCGGUUGUGGCGUUCAAAGUCCGCAGGUUUCGGAGGGGGUUCGGGGGGGGUGUAGCGAAUAAAUAAAAGGGAAGAGGGAGAGAGAGGGGAGGGGGGAGCUGCGCUAUCAGUGAGCCUGAGCUGGGGGUUGUGUGAAGGGGGGGGGGGAGCGAACGAGAGAGAGAGAGGGAGGGCAAAUUUACUCGUUUCAAAUGUAAACAGGCGCUGGCAGGGGGCAGCGAGGGAGACUCGCGCACACACACGCGGCGUGUAGUCGGUGGAGCUGCCGUGCCGGGCUCGCAAGCACGGGGAGGGGGGCGGCGACAUGGCAGGGCUGAGCGGCGAGAUUUGAGUGUUGCUCUUCAUUUCCCCGUCUCUCUUCUUCCCGAGUCGGAGGGGAGGGGGGCGUCAACCUGCGGCCGAGGUGGACAUCGCGUCUCAUCCACAACCAUCCUCGCCGUCGUCUCGUCCGCUCGCUCAGCUUGUUGCCCGCUGUUGCCCACUGCCAAGUGGGAGAUCUCGACCCUUAUGGACGAGGCGAAGUGAAAUUUUACAGCGGCGGCGAGGUGCGUGGCCGUGCGACAAGCGCUUUGCUUAGAGGGAUCGAGGAACCUGUGCUCAUAACCGAAGCACGUACCACGUACGAGAGACAGCAGCGUUACAUCGGGAAGGAGUGGCGGUGGUGGUCGUGGUGGUGGUGAACGCGUACAGGUGGUCGCGCGAACCGCGCGCAAAGGGGGGGGGGGGGGGGGUGGUCGCACGCACGAGAACGCGACAAUGGUUUCCAAGUUGACCGACAUCCAGAGGGGAUUGCUCAACGAUCUGCUGUGCUCCGGGGUGAGCAAGACGGCUCUGAUGGAGGCGCUCACCGAACUCGAGCCAGCGCUGGGCGCCUACGACGACCUUCACGUCGGUGGCGGUGGGCACGGCCAGCAAGACCUCCCUCCGGCUCCUAACAACGCCACGAGGGUUCUGCAGCACGGCGACGGGGGUGGUGGUGGUGGUAGCAACCACGACCAUCAAAGCCAUCACCACCUCUCAAUGGGUGGCGGCGACGGCCCAGCGGAGUACAUUAACCUCAGCAACGGGCAACACCACCAACAGCAUCAUCAGCAGCAUCAGCAUCAUCAUCAGCAGCAGCACCAGGUCGCGCGGCGGAAUCACCUAUCGGGCGACGAAACGUCGGAGGAUGGAGACGACUUGGAGCCGCCUCCAAUCUUGAAGGAGCUGGAGAGCUUGAGUCCCGAAGAAGCGGCUGAGCAGCGAGGGGAAGUGGAUCGACUCUUACGGGAAGACCCAUGGCGUGUCUCCAAGCUCGUCAAGAGCUACAUGCAGCAGCACAACAUCCCGCAGCGCGAGGUGGUGGACGCCACGGGCCUCAACCAGUCGCACCUGUCGCAGCACCUCAACAAGGGCACGCCAAUGAAGAACCAGAAGCGCGCCGCGCUGUACGCCUGGUACAUCCGCAAGCAGCGAGAGAUCCAGAGACAGUUCAGCCACGGCGUGGUGAGCGGUGCCCCCCAGGGCAUGGUGGACGACGGCCUCGCCGGCACCGCCGGCGGCGCCGGCCCCGGCGAGGAGCCCCCCAACAAACGCUCGCGCCGCAACCGCUUCAAGUGGGGGCCCGCGUCGCAGCAGAUCCUGCGGCAGGCGUACGAGCGGCAGAAGAACCCCAGCAAGGAGGAGCGGGAGGCCCUGGUGGAGGAGUGCAACAGGGCGGAGUGCAUCCAGCGCGGCGUCUCACCGUCCCAAGCCCACGGGCUGGGCUCGAACCUGGUCACCGAGGUGCGGGUCUACAACUGGUUCGCCAACCGGCGGAAGGAGGAGGCGUUCCGGCACAAGGUGGCCCAGGACGCGUACGAGACGGGCGGCGAGGCGCAGCACGGCGGCAUGCACGGCUCACCGUCCCCAGGCCGCUCCAUGGGAUGCUCAUUGCUGGCAGGUGGCCGUUAUGGCCAGCCAGGCUCAGGUGAUGUGGUGUCGCCCUCGGGUCACCAUGGCAACAUCUCCAUGGCGACGGGCCAGGUGGUACUGCAGCAAGUUUCUCCCACGAUGGAGAUCCAGACUUCUGGGGGAACCUUGCCACCCGUGAGCACCCUGACGCACAUCCACAACCUACACUCUCCCCACCACAUGUCCCAGCAGCCUCACCAGAACCUCAUCAUGACCCAGCUACCCGGAGUCAUGGCCAUCGCACAGAGUCUGAGCGGCGGCCAGGCGCAGUCCAUCCCCGUCAUCAACAGCGUGGGCGGCAGCCUCACAACCCUGCAGCCCAUGCAGCUCCAGUCGCAGCAACUGCACGGGCUGCAGCAGCCGCUGAUGCAGCACGCGCAGAGCCACAUGGGGCAGUCGCAAUUCAUGGCCACCGUGGCACAGCUGCAGAGCCCUCACCCGUUUUACAGCCACAAAGCAGAGCCACCACAGUACCCUCACAACGGACGCUUUUCUCAAACCAUGGUCAUCACAGAAACCGGAAACCUACACAGCUCCAACAAGCAGAGCCCCGCCUCGCUGCACCUGCACGCUCAGGACAGCUCCAUUCAGCACAUCCAGGGAGCCCACAGUGUACCCUCCAGCCCAGGCUUGCCUUCAGGUCCGCAGGAUUAUUUUGGCAAGAAACAUUUUGUUCUCUAGCAUCCUCGGCAAGCCUGGUGAUGUUUCAGACAAACCAUGGCCCAGACGGGCAUGGACACUUGCUCUCUCAGAACCAUGCCAAUAUGGACAACUUCCUGAGCCAACAGAUGGUCUCCACGGCCCAGUAGCUGGCCACGUGUGAGAUCCCAGCCUCCGCGGUGCCUCGAGGGCUUUCGUUCCCUACCACCCUGACCGCACAUGACUUCCACUGAUGGAUGGGUCUUAUAUUUAUCUUCAAGAGGUCUCAGCACUGGAACGCUCCGAUGGAAUGGAAAGGAAUUCAAGAUUUGUUCGAGUCGCUGCAGAUACCUAUGGACAUGCGCUCAUUAGACAAGUAUAAGAAACCGGAAGGUUGAGCGGUGAAGCACAUUUACCCUUGCCUUUGUGUACGAGGAAAACAAAACUUCCUUGAAAAUUGUGCCUUCCGUGUCGUGCAGCAGAAAAUAAAAACGUGCCUAGGGGUGAAAGUGCUUUUCUGCCGCCACAUUUCAAAGAGCAAUCAAUUAGAAGUUCGUCACGUUUCCAAAAUAGCAUCAACUAUGCCACAGAGCUUGGGAGACUGAUGAGUUGCCAAUGUGAUAAAACAGUGUGACAUUAACUGCAUUUGUAAGUCCUUUACGGAGUUCGUAAUCAACAUUGCCAAUAACAAUAAACCUGUCUGAGAUUUCAUUGCAACAACAAAGAACCUUGCUAAAAUGGUCACUUAAACAUUACGUGUAUUGCAUUGCCACUCCGGUAACUGUUCUGGGAGAUUCUGCUACAUCACGUGAUCUUUCAGCUAUGCCCGUCUGGUGAUCUGGACUCGAAUCCCCUUGCCUGAUCUCAGCAAAGAUGGAAAUGAUGACAACUUGUAACAUGACUUGAUAAUGCUACAUCAAAAAGAAAGCCGUCCCUUGGUGUGGACCAAUCAGUUUCAAGGACAACGCAUAUAUUAUCAUAGUAUGUUUUUUGUUUGCAUUUUGACUGCAGGUAUUGUGGUUAAUGCAGACAUGAAUCCUUGUAAAAAGGUUUCAGUUUGUUGCCAGAAAAAAGGGGAAAAACCCUAUUAUUAUUGAUAAUGCUAGUUUUUUUUUACAAAAAUUACAUGUAUACCAAAAAUUCCAAUUUAUAGAAUCAGACCUGGUAAACAUUGUACAGGUAUGCUGUGAAGAUAACAAUAUGAAAUAAUACCUUUUUAUAUAUUGGACAUUGUAAAUUUGAAGCUAGGAUUACCUUUACUUGAUUGCUACCAAAAAAAUGUUGGUUACCCUGUUUGUAUUUUAUGUACAUUGCUUUUAUUUUUUUUAUGAACACAAUAUAACGUACACUUUGUAAAUGUUUUCAAAUGUGUCUCAAAUAUAAACAUUUGGAGUUUUACGCAUGUAAAAUUAUCCUUGAGAAAUUUCUCCCAAUUAUUAAUGUGCCUUUGUACGGUCUGCACUAAAACGUACUUCACGGUGAGUUUGAAACUAAUAACGCUUGCUGUUGGUGGAUUAAAACUGUGAAAUUUGAAAAUCGGACAUCAAAUCAGGACAUGAUAGUUGGUUUUGUUUCAUUAGUAUUUGUGCACGAAGGGAGCGAGGAACUUUAUAUACACCUGUCUUUUACAAGUUGCGUAUAUCGAUUGUUUCCACAGGUACAAACGUUGGUUGUAAUAUAGCAUAGCGUUUCAUAUUCAUGAAAAUAUGUUUUGGAAAAACUAAAAGUAGAUAUACAAUACUGUAAUUGUAUAUGGAUGGGUGUAGGCCGCUAUUUUGUAUAUUUAUGAAGGAGGUAACAAAAUGUUUGAAAAAAAACCCCUUAUAAUUACUUGAUUAUUGUUGUCCCUAUCAAUACAUGAUUGUACAAUCGUGUAACAUUUCUGUGUAAAUUGCAAUCGUAAUUACCUUAAGCACAAGCAGUGUUAUUUUUAUAAACGAAAUGUGUUCGUUUAAUUCUUUUUUUGCUAAUUUAAGAUUAACAAUCACGAGUAGGUUUGUAAUUAUCGAAGGCCUUUCUGUAAAUGGACCUGUUCAUUGUGAGCAGUAUUACUGUAAACACUUCACGCACACAAUCACACAAUCGCAUAAUGCUAUCAAGUACACACAUUUUUUAAGUAUUCACUUGCCCAAUUUCUGUUCGUAUUUUGUACAAAUAUCUACACCGUAAAUUGUGGAGUUAAAUGCACACUCGUGCCAAGCAGAAUUUUAAAAAAAAAUUGCAAACGCCAAAGGAACUCUUCCAUCUCGUGGUUAAGAUCACAGACUGAUGUGUGCGCGACUGCUGCAUAAAGCUGUUCUGAAAUAAAACCACUGGAUUCUGAAGCUGCAGUGAUAUACCGUAUGAUCUAUAAAUUUGCUUCCAAAGAAGCACGAGGGCAGAUCCUGGCAACCCGUUUCAUUUCCAGUCCUUAAAUUCUGCACAUUCCAGCCUUGUGCAGCUGUCAAUCCUUCCCCCAUUCUAAAGACGAACCUUUUUUGAAUGGCUAUGCGAGUCAGGUCGUGGUGUAGCAUCGAACGCGCAGACGGCGCAACUGCACCGACCCCCGUGUGUCAGAGGGGCCGAGGUCCCGGGCUAUGAAGAGGAGGCAUGUUGAACAGGGGGGCCGGUGGGGGAGGGUAGGGGGUAAUUUCAUUCUCUGCACCAGGUCCCAUGGAAACCACACUACACCAUUGGAGCCAGAUAUUAUGUGUGUGUGUGUAUAUAUAUUGUCUGUGAGCUGGUAAACAUGAAAACAUCUGAACUGCCAGAGAGGGGUUUGUGACUUUUUGAGGUCUAGAGUUGAAUUAUUUCAUUGCAAUGUCUUGAGAAUCACACAAAAGAUACUUCCCAUUUGGCAACAGCCCCAAAUCCAACUUUAAACAAUUGGAUUAAUAUAAAAAAACAUUACAAAGUAAGUUAUUGCCGCUACUGUACCGCCAUACUGCCAAAAUGGCUUUUGCUUCAUGAUGAUUCGUUUAAUCAUUAAAUGAAUAUACCAAAACGA